UGUCCCUUUCCUCCUCCAUUUCCAUUUUUUCUUCUCCCCAAGUUCUCUGUUCUAAUGGCUGUUGACGUUCAUUCCUCUUUUCCCAAUGGAAUUCGUGAUCUUCCCACUAAUCCUGACGAAAUCGGUCAACUUCCAUUAAUGAAUGCUUCUGAUAAUCCCAAGCUCGACACUAAGCUUUCAGUCUCGCCCACUGUAGAUGAAAAUCAGAUGAAGCUCUCUGAUAAUGAAUCUCCCUCUUCUUCUUCUUCUUCUUCUUCUUCUUCGUCGUCGUUGUCGUUCGAUGUCGAGAAAUCAGAGGAUUCUACCCUUAACGGUCAUAUUCCUGUUCGUCCCCACCACGAAUUGAAUCUCAAUAAUGGAGAGAUACGCGUAUUGGAGCCUCAUUCUCAGCUUCCUAAACCCGAGGCCCCACCUGGACUUUCCGUUUCCUCCGUUGGUGAACCGCCGUACAAACGAUCGCAGAGUUUGGCCGAGAAUAACUCCGUCGACAUGUCGUCGAUUGGGAAGUUUAUACGGGAGAGAAGCAAUAGUUUAUCGGCCGCGAUUCUCAAGCGGAUUUCGUCGCUUAAGGAUGAAGAGAAGGACGACGUGGACGAGAACGGGAAGUCUCAGACCGGCGUCACUGAAAUCAACCUCUCCGGUUUCAAAGUGGUGGUGAAGCGGAAGAGCGAUGAAGAGAGAGACAGAGAACUGAAAGGAAGAAUCAGCUUCUUUUCGAGGUCGAAUUGCAGGGAUUGUAAAGCGGUUAGGAGUUUCUUCAACGAAAUGGGAUUGAGAUUUGUUGAGAUCAACGUCGACGUUUUUCCUCAGAGAGAGAAGGAGCUGAUGAAGAGGACUGGGAGUUCAUUGGUGCCGCAGAUUUUCUUCAACGAGAAGCAUUUUGGAGGUCUCGUGGCGCUGAACGCACUGAGAAACAGCGGCGAAUUUGACCGGAGAAUCAGAGAUAUGCUCAGCAAUAAAUGUCCCGACGACGCACCGGCUCCGCCGGUCUACGGUUUCGACGAUCCAGAGGAGGGAUCGCCGGACGAUCUACUGGAGAUCGUGAAAUUUCUUAGACAGAGAUUGCCGAUUCAGGACCGUCUGAUCAAGAUGAAGAUCGUCAAGAACUGCUUCUCCGGCAGCGAAAUGGUGGAAGCGCUUAUUCAGCGCCUUGAUUGCGGCCGUAGAAAGGCUGUUGAGAUUGGAAAGCAGAUGACCCAGAAGCUCUUUAUCCAUCAUGUCUUUGGGGAAAGUGAAUUUGUAGAUGGGAAACAUUUCUACCGUUUCCUUGAGCAUGGGCCAUUUAUAUCCCGGUGCUUCAAUUUCAGGGGCUCAGUUAAUGACAAUGAGCCCAAGCCCACCGCCAUGGUUGCACAAAAACUAGCCAAGAUCAUGUCCGCCAUUUUAGAGUCCUAUGCCUCUCAAGAUCUCCAACAUCUUGAUUAUCUCACCAUUAGCAACACCGAAGAGUUUCGAAGGUACAUGAACUUAAUUCAAGAUCUUCACCGCAUGAACCUCUUGGAAUUGUCACAUGAUGAAAAGUUGGCUUUUUUCUUAAACCUGUACAAUGCUAUGGUCAUCCAUGGCUUCAUACGAUUUGGACGAGUAGAGGGUGUAAUUGACAGAAAAUCCUUCUUCUCCGACUUCCAAUACUUGGUCGGCGGACACCCAUAUUCACUCAUCGCCAUAAAAAAUGGGAUUCUUAGAGGAAAUAGAAGGCCACCCUACUCCCUUAUCAAGCCCUUCAGCGCUUCUGACAAGCGAUUGGAGCUUGCGUUUGGGAAAGUGAAUCCAUUAAUUCACUUUGGACUGUGGAAUGGGACAAAGUCUAGCCCAAGACUCAGAUUCUUUACUCCUCAAGGAGUGGAAGCAGAGCUAAGAUGCGCCGCAAGGGAGUUCUUCCAAACUGGGGAAGUGGAGGUUGAUUUGGACAAUAGAACUGUGCAUCUCCCUGGAAUCAUCAAGUGGUUCAGUGUGGACUUCGGAGCAGAGAAGGAGAUUUUGAGGUGGAUAAUGAGGUUCUUGGAUGCCAAAAAAGCAGGCCUUUUGACGCACCUUUUGGGGGAUGGAGGUGCUGUCAACAUAGCCUACCAGAACUAUAACUGGACCAUGAAUUCUUGUUGAUGCAGAGGACAAAAAGCCUCAAUGAUUUUUGGUUUUCGGGCUUCGUCUUGGCAUUGCCACCCAUUAUUGUAAAUAAUAUCAUAGCUUUCUUCUUCU
Cucurbita moschata (crookneck pumpkin) is the source of this 2199-nucleotide messenger RNA. RefSeq lists its product as uncharacterized. The transcript is spliced from 6 exons. The record is from RefSeq and is a predicted model, not a curated record. Gene Ontology annotation, biological process: intracellular signal transduction. Lineage: Eukaryota; Viridiplantae; Streptophyta; Magnoliopsida; Cucurbitales; Cucurbitaceae. The coding region runs from base 55 to 2103 and encodes 682 amino acids.